Messenger RNA from Lethenteron reissneri (Far Eastern brook lamprey), 5315 nucleotides. RefSeq names its product transport and golgi organization 6 homolog (gene TANGO6). Lineage: Eukaryota; Metazoa; Chordata; Hyperoartia; Petromyzontiformes; Petromyzontidae. Gene Ontology annotation, biological process: protein secretion. The record is from RefSeq and is a predicted model, not a curated record.
ACGUCACGAAGCCACUCCGACUCACCGCGUUGGUCUGGAAACCGAUCGACCGUCGACUUGAAGCAGCAGGAUCCGAUGAAUCAAAUAAACAUUUGACAAUAAUAACGCCACAACAACAACAGCCAUAUAAUGGCUCUGGCUAUUGUUACAGACGCUUUGAACGCGUUAAUCAAGCCCGCCGAGCAAGCUGGCGGGACGCUGCAGCCCAGGGAAGCCCUGCUGGCGUCUUUCAGGAGAAACCUCGACGCGGUGGGAUGUCUGCUGCAGCAGCCGGACGUGGCCGGGCAGGCCCUGCGGCGACUCCGAGGCGGCGUCUGUGCGAACACGAGUGCCCUCAAGCCGCUACUGGGCCCGGCGAUGGACGGUGCCGGCGGCGCCAGGGAGGGCGACGCCGUCUUCCGGUUCGGCUCCGAGUGCCUCCUGCUGCUGCUCGCGCUCAAGGCCGCCAUGGCGGAGGCUCGGGCGUCUGCGGAGGCGCGGCGCGGGUCGCCCCCGCCCCCCGCGGCGAGGACCCGGAUGGGGGAGGCCGCCCCUCCGCCGCCGCUGCCCGCCGACGCGCUUGCCGUAGGGCAGACGCGCACCGUACAGGCGGUGCUGCAGUUCGCCGUCACGCUCACCGUGUGCCCGCAUCUCUUGCCCGGCGUGGGCGUGCCACUGGAGAGGAGGUCAUUGUACGGGGCGCUCCUCCGCUCCCUGUCCACGGCGAGCGGGGAGAGCGGAGCGGCCGCCGUGCCGCCGCUGUCGGCCGCGUGCGUGGCCCUCCUGGAGCUGUGCGAGGAGAGCACACUGGGCAGCCUGCUGCUCACGCGCCACCUCGGGGACCUGCUCGCCGGCCUGUGUCAGCUGUGCUACGCGCCCGCCGCGCAGGAGGUGUCGGCGGCGACGGUGGAGGAGCGACGCCACUGCGAGCGGAAGCUCUCCCGACUGCUGCGGAGGGUCUACCAGCCGGCCGUGGUGCGCGAGCUGCUGGUGCUGAAAGGCGCAGCUGUCAAGGGAGGGCAAGCCCCCAAGUGGCUGCACAGCACCUGCAGCCGGCUCCUCACCGACGCGAUGCUCCGACCGCGCGGGGUGCUGGCGGUGGUGGGCGGCGUGAUGGAGGGGGCCUGCGCAGCAUCCGGGAUGGCAGGCUGUGCGGAUGCGGCGGCGGCGGACUGGCGGAAUUGCGAAGCGGUCGCCCGAAUCCUGGCGUCCUGCGGCGGCCGAUCGUCCUCGCCGGAGGCGCACUACCGCAUCGUGUGCCCACAGGUGCUGGAGCUGCUGCACAUCGAGGACCGGCAGACGGCCCGACAGUUUCAGCGCGUCGCCACGGCGACGGCGGUCACCAUGGCGAGGGAGCAUCCGGCGCUCGCCCACCGCUACCUCUUGUCUCCGAUGCUGGCGCCGUUGGCACGCUACACCUGCGCCGAUGCCGUCGCGGCCGCGGCCGAGGUCGCGCCUGGCACUGGUGCUGCCCUGGUGGAGGAAGCCGAGCUGAGCCGCUGCGUGGAAGACAUCAACAAGGUGGUCGUGGCGUGCGGCUCCGAGCCUCCCCCGGUGGUGGUGCUGAGCGCCCUCGAGUCCGUGCUGCAGCCCCUCUUCCUCCUCUGCUGCUUCGCCAAGCGCGGAGUCUCCCACCUGCGGUCUCCGUGCCAGGAGACGCUGCUGUGGUUUGUGGAGCACGCCGAGCGGGAGCGGGCGGUGCGUGCCGUGGGCUGGCUGGCGGGGCUGCCCACUCGCCCGCCGAUGCCGCCGACGACGCUGCCGACGAUGCCGCGCUCGCUGCACUUUGCCCCCGGUGCCCACGGAGGAGCCGUCGCCCGGAUCCGCAUGGCGGGCGACGAGGACGAGGCUGCGUGCGGCGCGCUGGAGGAGGAGGCGUGGCGGCUGACGUGCCUCACCGAGCUCCUCGCCGCUGCUCAGCUCUCCGGCUUUGCCGGCGACUUCUUCCUCUCCUGCCUGAAGGACCUCACGGCGCUGAUGGUGCAUGAGCCCAGAGCGAGGGACGGGGGCAGCACCGAGGGCCUGGAGGCCCCGGGAGCCCCCGAGGUGGAGAGUGCCGGGGAUGCGAGCGACGUGGAGGAGAGCGACUACCAGAGGCUCCAGCUGAUGCAGCUCAUCCCGUACCUGUGCGAGAAGCUGGGCCACGGAAUCCUGCAGAGAACCACUCAGGUGGUGGAGUUUGUUCGCGUCACGCUGGAGAGGGCCACCGCCCGGCGAGGUGGUGGAGGUGGGCACGGGGAGGAGCGCCGCCUGGAAGCCGAGUCCCUGCGCCUGGCCAUGGGACUGGCGGCCGCCACGCUCGGCGGAGCCGAGUUAAGUCCGGCUGACCGGGCGGCCCAGGCAACCCUGCUGGGUCCCCUCGAGAGGAUCGUGAACUCUGACCCCGAUCCCGACCUCCGCGACCUGGCCUCUGACCUCCGCAUCGCCAUAGCGACGCACGGAGCGGUCUGCGGCGACAAUUUGGCAGAGGCAGCGCGGGCGACCAUCGGCCGGAAAGCGGAGGAAUCGGGAGACCAAACACGGUCCGGAGAGGGGCGGCCCUCACCACCGCGGGGUCACCGCCCGGCCGCCUCCCCGGUGACCGUGCAGGACAUGCUGGAGGCGACCUACGACCCCGAGGUGCCGGUGAGGGCGGCCGCGUUGCGCACCCUCACCGGGCUGGUCCAGCAGCGCCGCGCCGACGCCGUCGAGGAGCAGGACAAGAUCCUGGAGGUGUUCCUGGCCAGCGUGGACGACGAAGACCCGUUCGUGUACCUCUCUGCCAUUCAAGGGCUGGCAACGAUGGCCGACCGCCACCCGGCGCAGAUUUUCCCGCGCCUGCUGCAGGAGUACGGAGGAGGCGGCCACGACGGCGGUGACGGCGGUGACGGCAAGGAGGAGGCCGGCGCUGCGAGACCCCCGCGGCCACCGCAAGGCCGCGUCAAGCUGGGAGAGGCGCUGGUGCGAGCGACCCGCGCCCUCGGUGAUGUGGCUCCGGCGCACCGCGACCGGCUGGUGCACGCCUUCCUGGUGGGCGCCCGUGACCCGGACCCGCUGGUGCGGGCGAGCAGCCUGUGCAACCUGGGCGAGCUGUGCGCCCUGCUCUCUCACUCGCUGGGCCCACUGGUGCACGAGGUGUGCUCGUGCCUGGAUGCGACGGUGAGGAGGGACCCGUGCGCGGAGCCGAGGAGGGCGGCUGUGCACGCCGUCACGCUCCUCCUGCGAGGCCUCGGCGCCAGCGCCACAGAGGUGCUCCGGGACGUCCUGCGGGACCUCUACCGCCUGCUGAAGCACGCGGCGUGGAGCGACGGGGACCCGGCGACGGCGGCGCACGCGCAGACCGCGCUCGCCCAGCUCGACGGCGUCGUCCGGGGCGGCCUCUUCCCCGAACAGCGGCUCGAGAAGAAGAUCACCGUGCUGCCCUAGCCGCACACACGCACGCACCCACACAUGCUCCCAUGCACACACCCACACACGCAUGCACCCACCCACGCACCCAUGCACCCACCCACACACCCACACACACACCCACGCACGAACACACCCACCCAUGCACCCACGCACGCACCCACGUACCCACCCAUACACCCACACACGCACCCACGUACCCACGCACGCACGUACCCACGCACGCACGCACCCACGCACGCACCCUUCGCUGCACAUCCACCCGGGAACACGUGCACACCCGGGCACCCAGGUACAUGCCCGAGUCCAACACAUACUCACAGAGACCUAUUGCAUACCUCUGUGGUCCACUGCCUUAGCUGCACACUCGGGGAGUCCAUGCACACUCAGGGCCACAGGUACACCCAGAGACCCACGCACACCCAGGGACACAGGGACACCCAGAGACCCACGCACACCCAGGGACACAGGGACACCCAGAGACCCACGCACACCCAGGGACACAGGUACACUGAGAGACCCACGCACACCCAGGGACACAGGGACACCCAGAGACCCACGCACACCCAGGGACACAGGGACACCCAGAGACCCACGCACACCCAGGGACACAGGUACACCCAGAGACCCACGCACACCCAGGGACACAGGGACACCCAGAGACCCACGCACACCCAGGGACACAGGUACACACAGAGACCCACGCACACCGAUGUGGCCCACUGCCUUUGCUGCACACUCAGGGACCCACGCACACGCACCCACGAGACCCAUACACACCUCGAGACUCGUGUGCAGAGGCCCACGCACAUGUUAACCUGUUUGUAAACCCUUCAAUCGCUGCGUUCUUGCAUAGCAUCCCACACACACACACACAGCUGUAUGCUCAUGCACGCCUGCUUGGAGUUGCCCUGCCUUACACACUCCUGUAGACCCACACAGACAAAGCCAAAUAUGCCACGUAUAGACUUAACAGACUGUAGGGGCAAGUGCUGCACCUAUAACGGCCGGCACGGCACACACGGGAGUGGGUGGCCAACAUCACGCCCGGGAUGCCUUUGUCUCCCCAACGGCAAUGUUCCCACACCGAGGGGAGGCCCAGGACCGGCUCAAAUAAUCGUCACCGGUGUUGGCCGUUUGCGGGAAGCGGACUACCCCUCCCCAGACACACAGACACACAGACACACGGACACACGGACACACACACAGAGACACACACAGACACACACACACAGACACACAGACACACACACACAGACACACAGACACACACACACACAGACACACACACAGACACACACACAGACACACACACACACAGACACACACACAGACACACACAGACACACACACAGACACACACACACACAGACACACAGACACGCAGACACACACACAGACACACAGACACACACAGACACACACACACAGACACACGGACACACAGACACACGCACAGACACACACACACACAGACACACACACACAGACACACGCACAGACACACACACACAGACACACACACAGACACACACACAGACACACACAGACACACACACAGACGCACUCAUGCUCUGUAUGCAUACGUACAUAAAAGCCUUGCGAUUAAACUCGGUUCUCCUGUACAGCAAUCUGACAGUCCCGCGACGACUGCAUUCUUCCAUUCGGUCUUCAGUUAAUUUGCCAAAAAAUCCCAAAACGGUGAACAUUCAGCUUUCUUUUUUAGCAACGUGAUGUCCGUUUGACCGCCGUUCCAGCGAGAGCGUCGCUGCAGCAGGGUCAUCGAGUGGGAUGUCGGGACCAGUUCUGCGAGAUCCGGCCUCCGUCGACCAUUCCUCUCGUCAGUGCCGUCUGUACGGGGAUAGAGCGUUGCCCCCUCGCGCGCACACGCGCGGGGUUUCCUCCGGACGCCCCGGUUUCGCACAUGUUUAAUAAACGUUCAUCAUUAA